UCCCAGUCAAUAUCAUCACUACAUCGAAAAUGCCCCCCUACCCACGCCCAGAUUUUACCCGCCCCUCGCCAACCUGGCAUUCCCUCAACGGCCCAUGGACCUUCGCCUUCGACGACGCAGACACCGGCCUGAACGAGAACUGGCCGCAAACCGGCCUCCCUUCAGCCCAAGCACAAAGCAUCCAAGUCCCCUACGCCUUUCAGGUCCCAGCUUCAGGUCUAGGCCAGCACGAAGCCCACGAGAUCCUCUGGUACGAGCGCACCAUCCCCGACAUCCGGACGCCCGUCGAGCACGAGCGGGGCCAUCGCCUCGUCCUCCGCUUCGGAGCGGUCGACUACGAGUGCUCGGUCUGGGUGGAGGGGCGGUUCGUCGGCGGGCAUCGCGGGGGCCAUGUGGCGUUUGAUCUGGACAUUACUGAUGCCUUUGUUUCCCUGGGUAAUGGUGGGGGUAAUGCUGACGGUCCUAAAGAGAGGCGAGUAACGGUGCGGGUGCGGGAUUCGCCGUUCGAUUUGACGCAGCCGCGGGGCAAACAGUAUUGGAAGCCUGUGUCGGAGAGUAUCUUCUAUACGCCGACGAGUGGGAUCUGGCAGGAUGUCUGGGUGGAAAGUGUGCCGCCCUUCCGGAUUGGGGGGCCGAGUGAGGGGACGGUGUUGCGGGGGGAUGAUAUACGGGGUGGGAGGUUGAGGGCACGGGUGGCGGUCGUAGGGAGGAGGGUCGGGAUGAAGGGGGCUGUUGAGGUUGAGGCGAAGUUGGCGGGCGUGAGGGUUAGUUCUUGUCGGCAGGAGCUGAAGGGGGAUUCGGAUCGCGUGAGCUUGAAUGUGGAUAUGCGUGUGCAGGAUCUAGGGCUGUUGGCGGGGAAGGCGCCGUUUAAUGUGCCGGGAUGUUGGAGAGAUGGGGUCGCGCUUUGGGCGCCCGAGCAUCCGGUUCUGUACGAUUUGACGCUGCGGCUGUUUGAUGCAAAGGGGGAGCUGGUCGAUGAGGUUAUCACGACUACGGGGAUGCGUCGUGUGUCGUGGCAGAAUGCCGAUGGCACUUUCCGGCUGAAUGACAAGCCUUACUUCCAGGUGCUGGUGCUGGAUCAGGGCUACUGGCCGGGCACGGGUCUGACGCCCCCGUCGCAGGAGGCGCUCAGGACGGAUAUCGAGCUGGCGAUGAAGAUGGGCAUCACCGGCUGUCGCAAGCACCAGAAGGUUGAGGAUCCGGUCUUCCUGUACUGGGCUGAUCGAUUAGGGUUCUUGGUGUGGGGGGAGAUUGCCAAUGCGUAUGACUUCAGCGAUGAGUAUGUCUCGCGCUUCAAUGGUGAGUGGAUGGAGGCUGUCCAGAGGGAUAUCAAUCAUCCUUCCAUUGUGGCCUGGACGCCGUUCAACGAGAGCUGGGGCUAUCCGUCGUUGAAGGACGACAUUGACCAGCGAAAUCAUAUCCGAACCGUCUACCAUAUGACCAAAACCCUUGAUCCAACCCGUCCCAUCAACGACAACUGCGGCUGGGAGCAUAUCCUCACCGAUCUGACCACCUAUCACGACUAUGCGGACUCGACCGAGCUGGCGACCACCUGUGCUGAUUUCGCACAAGGCAUUCUCGGUCCCAAGGCUAAUCACGACAUGUUUGUGCCAGCUGUGGAGGGCGAUGCAGGCGCCAGACACACACCCGGGGCGCCGGUCAUCUGCUCCGAGUUCGGCGGAGUCAAUAUCAUUCCUGCCAAGGGCACUGCAGCAGGGGAGAGGGAUUGGGGCUACACGACAGCGAGCGAUCCAGAGGACUUUCUCAGUCGUUUGGAGCGAUUGGUGAUGGCUGUUGUCAAGGGUGGACACACGUGUGGAAUGGUCUACACCCAGCUAUGCGACAUCGAGCAAGAGGUGAACGGUCUGUACUCCUAUGACCGGAAGGAAAAAGUGCCAGCAGAGAGGGUCAAGGCGAUCAUGGAUGCAGCGCAGAGAUACUACCACGACCAUGUCGCGCCAAAAUGA
Molecule: messenger RNA, 1967 nt
Organism: Aspergillus homomorphus CBS 101889
Lineage: Eukaryota; Fungi; Ascomycota; Eurotiomycetes; Eurotiales; Aspergillaceae
Product: glycoside hydrolase family 2 protein
Exons: 3
Coding region: 30-1967 (645 amino acids)
Biological process (GO): carbohydrate metabolic process
Molecular function (GO): hydrolase activity, hydrolyzing O-glycosyl compounds
Source: RefSeq, a predicted model, not a curated record